AUGUUCGACGAUCCAAAGAUUGCAAAGGACAUCAAACACUGGCCAUUCAAGGUGGUGAGCGACGGCGGCAAGCCCAAGAUUGGGGUCGAGUUCAAGGGGGAACAGAAGAAGUUUGCGCCAGAAGAGAUCAACUCGAUGGUGCUCACCAAGAUGAAGGAGACAGCCGAGGCGUAUCCGUGACCAUUACAACCAGAAUGUAUCAGGGAAGCGCUCCAGGUGCUGGCUACUGCGGAUAACAGUCGGGGGGAUUCGGUAGCUACAAGGGGCCCACUGUCGGGGAGGUUGACUAAUUUAGGCAGCCCAAUUCUUGGGUGGGGAUGAGGUUUAUAAGUAUAACUAUUUAUAUCUGAAGCAUUGUUAACUAUAUGCGUAUUUAAUUUA
Scaptodrosophila lebanonensis is the source of this 381-nucleotide messenger RNA. Its product is annotated as major heat shock 70 kDa protein Bbb-like. The record is from RefSeq and is a predicted model, not a curated record. The transcript has a single exon. Gene Ontology annotation, molecular function: misfolded protein binding; ATP-dependent protein folding chaperone; ATP hydrolysis activity. Gene Ontology annotation, cellular component: cytoplasm. Lineage: Eukaryota; Metazoa; Arthropoda; Insecta; Diptera; Drosophilidae. Bases 1 to 180 code for a protein of 59 amino acids. Gene Ontology annotation, biological process: protein refolding; cellular response to unfolded protein.